AACAUGGGAGAAGAAGGUUGCGAAUGCAGGCCACUGGGUUUCUUGCUCGGAUUACCCUUUGCUCUCUUGGCUUUGGUUUUAUCUCUUGUUGGUGCAGUUAUUUGGGUUCUGGGGUCUAUAUUGAGUUGCUUGUGCCCGUGUUGUAUUUGCUGUGCUGGAUUGGCCAAUUUGGCAGUGAGUCUUGUAAAGCUUCCAGUUCGAGUUCUUAGAUGGUUCACAAGUCAAAUUCCCUGUUAG
This is a messenger RNA of Abrus precatorius (Indian licorice), 237 nucleotides long. RefSeq lists its product as uncharacterized. The record is from RefSeq and is a predicted model, not a curated record. The coding region runs from base 4 to 237 and encodes 77 amino acids. NCBI's taxonomy places the organism in Eukaryota, Viridiplantae, Streptophyta, Magnoliopsida, Fabales, Fabaceae. The transcript is spliced from 2 exons.